UCACAAUAACCCUUGCAGCAAAGUUCUGCUUCCCCUCGAGGGCAUUUCUGACCAGCACGCUGGGGUGUCCUGCUCCUUCUCCCCACCUGAGCAGCAAGGAGCUCAAGAUGUGGACCAUGUGGGCCACGCUGAUUUGCCUGGCUGGAGGGCAGCUCGCCGGUGCCACCCUCUGCAGGACCUACGGCACGGUCCCAGGCAUCCCAGGAUUACCAGGGCAGCCUGGCAGCGACGGCAGGGACGGGGAGAAGGGCCCGAAGGGUGACCAAGGACCCCCUGGCCAGAGCACAGCAGAGAGAGGGGAGAAGGGACCCCCGGGACCCCCGGGACUGCCCGGGAAGGUCGGUCCCACCGGCAUCCCGGGUGUGACGGGCUUACCGGGCACCAAGGGACUGCCUGGCCCCGCGGGAGAGCCUGGCGACUACAGGGUCACCCUCAAGUCGGCGUUCUCGGCCGCCAGGAGCAUCAGCUCCUACCCGCGCCGGGAUCAGCCCGUCCGCUUCGACCGCAUCCUCACCAACCUCAACGGGCACUACGAGAACCGCUACGGCCGCUUCACCUGCCGCGUGCCCGGCACCUACUACUUCACCUACCACGUCACCUCCCGGGGAAACCUGUGCCUCAACAUCAAAAAGGGCCGGGCUUCCAGCCGGGGCGACAAGGUGGUGACCUUCUGUGACUUCGUGCAGAGCAGUUUCCAGGUCACCACGGGAGGUGUGGUCCUCAAGCUGGCCAUGGAGGAGUCCGUGUGGCUGGAACCGACGGAGAAGAAUUCCCUGGUGGGGCUGGAAGGGUCUGACAGCAUCUUCUCUGGCUUCCUCAUCUUCCCCGAGGCUUAGCCCGCUGGAGCAGCCCUCGCAGAGCUGGGGAUUCCCCUGGAAACUCUUUGCUCCCAAACUGGUGCUUGAAGCACGCUGCUGCCGUUCUUGCACAAUAAAUGACAGCUCUUCGC
This is a messenger RNA of Hirundo rustica (Barn swallow), 949 nucleotides long. RefSeq names its product complement C1q B chain (gene C1QB). Bases 108 to 836 code for a protein of 242 amino acids. Gene Ontology annotation, molecular function: protein binding. The transcript is spliced from 3 exons. The record is from RefSeq and is a predicted model, not a curated record. NCBI's taxonomy places the organism in Eukaryota, Metazoa, Chordata, Aves, Passeriformes, Hirundinidae.